AUGCAAGUGUUUGGGAGGAGGCUGAAUCUCAGAUGGUGUUUCCUUCUGAUGGCUGUUGCUGAUACGUGUGUGGUCUUUGCUCCCUCCUUCCCUGUUUACUGCUUGCUGCGCUUCUUGGCUGGGUUAUCUACCACAAGCAUCAUGACAAAUAGUAUUUUGCUCACAGUAGAAUGGUCACUGCUCAAGUUCCAUGCCACAGGAGUGAUGCUGAUCGUAUCUUCCUAUAGUAUUGGACAGAUAAUCCUGGGAGGCCUGGCCUUUGCCAUUCGAGAGUGGCAGACACUCCAGUUGGUGGUGUCGGUACCAAUAUUUGUCCUCUUUCUUUCUUCAAGGUGGCUUGCAGAGUCAGCUAGAUGGCUGAUUGUCAACAAUAAACCAGAUGAGGGCUUAAAGGAACUUAGAAAAGUUGCACGCAUCAAUGGAAUAAAGAAUGCUGGAGAGCUCUUGACUAUAGAG
Molecule: messenger RNA, 456 nt
Organism: Chrysochloris asiatica (Cape golden mole)
Lineage: Eukaryota; Metazoa; Chordata; Mammalia; Afrosoricida; Chrysochloridae
Product: solute carrier family 22 member 9-like
Exons: 4
Biological process (GO): transmembrane transport
Molecular function (GO): transmembrane transporter activity
Source: RefSeq, a predicted model, not a curated record